AUGGUGGACGAGUUUGUAUAUCAAUAUCAAGAAACUCAAAGAUGGAAAGCUCAAUACGCCAAAGACAUUGUUGCCAAUCCCGCAGCACUUGAAGCGUUGCGAUCUGGCAGUAAUGCAUGGCGUUGUUCUGACGUUUUAUCAUUAUUAACGCGAUUAAUUCAAACUUCUGGAAUCAAACAAUAUUUAACAAAUGAACAACGCCAACGACAACAUCCAGCAGCUUCCGUCAAUCCUCGACUCGUUGAAGAACCAGAUCUCCCAGUGACUCUUGGAUAUUUUGGGAUCAUUUCUCUGAUGCGAUUGCAUGUUGCUAUGGGUGAUUAUCGCGCUGCUCUUACAGUAGGAUCAUUAAUCGAACUCUCUCCAACUGGUUUAUAUUGGAAGGUUCCGGCCGCCCAUAUCACGCUCUUCUACAAUCUCGGAUUCGCAUACAUGAUGAUGAGGCGGUAUCAAGACGCUAUUCGGGUGUUGAGUCAAAUUCUAACAUUUUUGGGACGAAGUCGUAGUUAUCUCUCAACUCAAUCAUAUCAACAAGACGCAAUGUUACGAAUGACUGAAAGAAUGUAUCAUCUCGUACUUCUCUGUAACGCUUUGAGUCCAACACGCCUCGAUGAAACAAUUCAAGUUCAUAUUCAAGAUCAUCUAGCUGAUAAGCAUUUCAAACUUCAAUCCGACGAAGAAGACGCAUAUCGUGAAGUGUUUCUCAAAGCAGCUCCAAAGUUUUUCAAUCCAUUUGUUUCGGAUUAUUCCAAUCCACAAGAAACAAUCGGUAUCGAUAAGGACGAGCCAACAAACCGUCAAGUGAACAUGUUCUUGAAAGACGCUUCAUAUCAGAAUAAAGUCUUCAAUGUUCGAUCUAUCGCUAAAUUAUAUAAUAAUCUGACUCUCACGAAACUUUCGAAUCUCAUGGGGCUGAAGCAAGAAAAUGCUGUUGAAAUUGUCCGCUCUGAAAUGCUUUGCGUCAAAAAUCGUGCUGAGCAAUUGAUAUGGCGAUCUGGUCCACUUUUGAGUGGCGAGCGUGUUCAAAUGUUGGCAGACCUCGACAUUUAUCUCGAAACAGACACAAUCCAUGUCAAGAAUCUGACAACCCAGCGCAGUUAUAUUGAUUAUUUCAUCAAGCAGAUUCACAGAACUCAGGAUUUGCUUAACAAUGCCAAUGCACCGACUAGACCUGAAGUCAAGAAGCAGCCAACAGCGGUGGCUGAUUGA
This is a messenger RNA of Condylostylus longicornis, 1209 nucleotides long. RefSeq names its product eukaryotic translation initiation factor 3 subunit L-like. The record is from RefSeq and is a predicted model, not a curated record. NCBI's taxonomy places the organism in Eukaryota, Metazoa, Arthropoda, Insecta, Diptera, Dolichopodidae. Gene Ontology annotation, cellular component: eukaryotic translation initiation factor 3 complex; cytoplasm. Gene Ontology annotation, biological process: translational initiation. Bases 1 to 1209 code for a protein of 402 amino acids. Gene Ontology annotation, molecular function: translation initiation factor activity. The transcript has 6 exons.